AUGCCAGAUAAAAACAGAAACUCAUCGGGUGGAGGCGAGAAUUCCUCGAAAUCGAGUGGAAAGAAACAACGUCCUAGGAAUCGGAACAAACAAUCCAACAACGGUGUGAAAAGCUCAUCGGACAACACUGAUGGGAAUUCAACGACAUCAUCCUCUCGAAAUCCUUCAAAGUCCUCUCCGGACAUUUCCAACGCCCGAAAAGUAGAAAUUCUGAAAAGAGAUCCUAAAGCUCCGCCGCUAAUAUCACUAAUGGAUAUUCAGAUGAGCAAGGCUCCUUUUCAAAAGAAUCAGAAUCCAGCGAGUAAUGGGACUACAAUCGAGACGAUUAAGGCGCAGACAAGGGCCUACUAUUUCUCGGAAAAUCCCGGAUCCGCUGUCUCGGCAGACACUGUCACACAUCAGUAUACGAUGCAGAAUUUCCCGCUUGAGAGAAAUGUCAAUACUAUGAUUGACGGAAAGUUUUCGCUCAUGAUCACUCCAACAACAAGUCGCUGCAAUGGUCUGUACAUUCGGGUGAAGUCCCAGAAUUCCGAAGAUGCGCAAUACGAGAAAUGUGGUCAAUCGGCAACUGGUGCUCUUGUCAAAUUGGACUCCAGUGAGAAAACGAUCAGAAAAGCAUGCAGAGAAACAAUGGAAAACUUUUAUGAAGUUUCAACCGCAUGCCGAUCAAAACGCCAUCCAUUCUCCAAGUCUUCUGAAGCCUACCUGACGUCGUGCUUCAUCAAACGACUCGAAGAACGUCUUGAAACAUUUCCAGAUGCAAUUUAUUACUGUGAGAAGUGCGACUAUCAUAUCAGCACUAUCAGUCAUGCUAAGGCCCAUUUGGAGAGUAGUACUCAUUUUGAUGAUAUCAAGAGACAAGACCAGCGAGAGCAACUGUUAAAGCACAUUCUUGAUCCAUCAGCUAAUCAUUUGAAGUCUAUAAACACAGUGCUGGAAGCGGUUCUGAAUGAGUACAAAGAGGUCCAACAAAUCAGCCAGGACCAAACAGCCCAUAUCCUCUACUACUUGAAUACCUCCGUAUUUCCAACACUUGGCUGUAAUAAUGUGAAGCUAAGACCGUUUGGCUCUGCCACUUACGACGUCGUUCUCCCUGACAGCGACUUCAAUGUUGCUUACACUAUGGAUCAACAUGAUGGGGUCUCCAUUUUCUCUGUUCUUGAACAAAUUCGGAAAAAAAUCGCCGACGAUGGAUAUCCAGCGGAUCAUUCAAUGGAAAUGGGCACUCCAUCCACUAUCAUUUUCACAUUUGAAGGUGUCAGAGUACGUCUUUGUUGGAUGUCGUGCUUCGUCUUCCGGAGUCAGCUACACUUUUCGGAUCUAAUGAAAACGUACGUGGAUCUCCGUAAAGAAGUCGUUCAAUUCCUUCAACUCAUUCGUAUUUGGGCAACGAGAGCUGGUGUGGACUCGAAGAACAAACAGAGAAUCGGUCUUCCGAGAUAUGGUUUCGAUAUCAUGGCGAUUCACUUCCUACAACGACAACAAUAUCUUCCUAUUCUUCAUGAGUUAUACGAUGGAGAGAUAGAGGUUGAGGAUCCGCAGACAACGAAGGACGAAGCCAGCUCAGAAGUAUCGAAAAUUCCACCGGAGGAAGCUGGACAACGUAGGAUUCGGUUGAUGUCUCGUUACGAGAAGGACAUUAAGAAUAUUCGAGAGAAAUUCGAUCUAACCAAAAAAUGGAAUAGCGCUGAUUUAUUUAUCAAAUUUUUCCGUUACUAUGUCAAACAGAAUCGCGAGAUCGUCAUUCAAAUCACUCAAUCCGAGGCGAUGUCGAGAGAUGCGAAUCGUUGGAAUAAGAAGAUUCUUCAUGUUGUCGACCCAUUCCGUGGUGAUAAUGUUCUAUCGAUACCGAAGGUGUCCACCUGGCAGCCAUUCUACUUCAAUUGCCUAUUGACGACAUUCCUAGCCUUCGCCAUUCCGAGAACUGAAAAUGGACCAUUGGUGGAAGUAGGACUUCUUCAUAAUAAAACCACAACUUCCAAAAAGAAGGUCAAAGAGCCACAGACUCCCAAAAGGAAUCAUGUAGAAGUACCCCCACAAACUCCAGACGUCUUUAAAACUCCAAAAGUGAUAGCUCAAAUCACAGAAGAGGAGUAUCAAGCGGCUGCUGAUGAGCUAGCCGAGGAGCAAGACGAAGAAGAGAUAAUGAAACAGAAGUUGAGCCGUUGGAAAUCGAUGGAAUCAAGCCCGCCGGCCCGGCCCGUUACAAGUAUGCAUGCUAUGGAAAAUCACGUUUUCAUGGCUAACGAUAUUCGUCGUAACAAGGGAUAUCAGAGAAGUAUGGAAACAAUAGACGAAUAUCGAAAAGGAGAAAUUAGUCUAAUUUGCACUUAUUCAUCCGAUGGAGCUCAAUUUAAGAGGAUUUCAAGCUGUAUGGCUGUUGCUACAAGAAAGACGAAUGGAAAAGUCACAUUUGAUAAUAGUUUUCCGUCACAACUAAGGAUUGACGAAGAGAUGAUUGAGGCAGCUGAAAGAUGCAUUGAUGGUUACACAUGUUGGCAAGUGCCAGCAAUCUACUCUUACAUUCCACCUACGCUGAUCAAUAUCGAUCCAUUCCACGUCCGGGGAGCGGGUGUAUGCAAGGACAUUGUCCAAGAAUUUCAAAAACCAACGACAUGGAGGGAUUUCAAAAUCAUGGCAAACAAGUUAGAGAUGCUACAGUUUUCUGUUGACUCUAUCAUUCCUUACACGAAAGAAAAAAUUAAAUCCCAGUCUUAUAAGAAGCUGAUCAAGGCCACUGGAAGAGAAUUGGAUAAACUCUCAAUCAUAACUAGUGCGUUAGUUGGAAUAACUGGAUCGUGUAAGUCAAUGGAUUUCAAUGCAUUAGUUUUGGGAUGGUAUUAUUGUUUAGAGUUUUUGGGACCAGUUCUAGCUCCACAAAGAAGGGUUCGCUUGCUUCUUGACGGCUGUUACAAACUUCAUGUAGUGUUGGAGAGCCAGUCGAUCACCCUCAAAUGGCAUACAUUUUACCAUCAUUUGUUGGAUCAUGAAAGGAUAUAUGGACACUUGCACACCACUGAGAUCUUUGAGAGAGAAUACAAAACAAUUAUGACUUUCUGCAAUAUUAUUGAAGCAGUAUUUAGGUCAUCCCCGUCUAACCACCCAGAAGUCCUGAAUUUUCUUGAAUUUUUUGGAAUUGUGAUUCUAGAACUUAAAGAUUUCCUAAUUUUCAAAUUUCUAUUUUCUCAAAAUACUUCAUUUCAGAACUCAUGA
This is a messenger RNA of Caenorhabditis briggsae, 3213 nucleotides long. It is a transcript of the gene Cbr-cid-1, whose product is annotated as Protein CBR-CID-1. The transcript has 13 exons. Bases 1 to 3213 code for a protein of 1070 amino acids. NCBI's taxonomy places the organism in Eukaryota, Metazoa, Nematoda, Chromadorea, Rhabditida, Rhabditidae. The record is from RefSeq and is a predicted model, not a curated record. Gene Ontology annotation, molecular function: RNA uridylyltransferase activity.